Molecule: messenger RNA, 3243 nt
Organism: Lasiodiplodia theobromae
Lineage: Eukaryota; Fungi; Ascomycota; Dothideomycetes; Botryosphaeriales; Botryosphaeriaceae
Exons: 3
Coding region: 1-3243 (1080 amino acids)
Molecular function (GO): protein binding
Source: RefSeq, a predicted model, not a curated record
AUGGCAGACGACUGGAAAGCCCAGAAGGAAAACAUCAAACGCCUCUACAUGGAUGAAGACCUGACAUGCAAACAGCUCGCGGUUCAAAUGAAAGAGUUAUACGGCUUUGAGAGGAAGUACGCAGACUCCGCCUCUGAGAUUUACGGUGCUCUCACGGAUCUGACUCGUCCUAGUGUAAAAGAGUAUCAGCGACACUUCAGUCUUUGGAACUUUCGCAAAAGUCUCAAGCAAAAAGAAUGGAGGUUCGUUGGGCGUCGCAUCGCGAAGCGAAAAGCCGAAGAGGGCAAGGAGAGCGGGUUGAUCGUCAACGGCUACCACUUUCCCCAGCGCAAGAUCAGAAAGGCACUUUCCCGAAACUUCGAGACUACUUAUGAGAAUUUCCAGCGACAGUCAGUCAUUAGACGGAGCCACACCCCCGAUGGAAUCAUGAUCACGACCCCUCCUCGGCAGAGAUCGCCAGCUGCUUGCGUCUAUCGCAGGAAUCUCACUACAAUCGAUGGACUCCCAUGCUUGAGCUUCAUGCAUGUCAUGCAACAAUAUGUUCCACUGUUCGAACAGCUUGCGAACUCACUGUUCUGCGCCGUCCAGGACCCGCUGGAAAUUUCCCUGGUCUUAAGGGGAUCGGGAACAUCAAAGUUCACCCAGAGCUCUGGGUUAGCGGCUCUAGUCACAGUGAGCUCAAGUAAUUCGUGCUUGAUGGAAACGUUCAAGAACGUUGCACCAGAACACCUAAAUAAUUUCAUGGCCGUUGUGGUUGAGCUUUCCAAUUUCCGGGGAAAGCACAUGGAGCUAGAAAAAAUGUUCGGCCGCACAGUCAUGGCACUCACGGCGAGUGUUCAAUUGCAGAACAGAAGAAGCCAAAUCCUGGAUCUCAUGGCAGAACAUGACCCAGUCGUCGAGUCUUUGGUGGAGGUUCUCUUCAAAAAUGCCCUUCAUGAGAACCAAGUUAGCUUAGUGCAACUUCUCCUCAAACAUACCCGGGUUGGACCCAACGAUUCUUUGGGAAACGAUACGCCUUUGGACAUAGCAGCUGAAAGCGGUUCCCUGGCCAUGACACUCACUCUGCUUGACGCUGGAGCUCAUCUUCAACAUCUAAAAUACGGAACGAAGUAUUGGAUCAAGCUUCUUUACAAGAAAUUCACAAGGUUGGAGUUCCAGUCAUUCCUACACAAGUAUCCUCUGGAUGAGCCGAGCGCCAUACCUGCUAUGCUUGAGAUAGGCGACGUCGAGCUCAUUGAUUUCUUCCUGGAAAGGGCGAUACAGAAGGAAUUUCUCCCGAACUCCUCUGUUGAAUUGGCUUUACAUUGGGCCAUUGAGCUCAAGAAAAUGCGCCUCGUCGACAGAAUCAUAUCAUCAGGGUUCGAAUUCACCCCCUGGGGGAUGUUCGCUGCUAUUUACGACAACGCUCUCCAUUUCGUCGUCAUGGCCUUAGAAAGAGGCAUGGAUGCCAAUUAUGUUGACGGAAGCGGCUAUUCCUUCUUGUAUACUGCAAUCAGCAAGGACAACAUCCCAAUCGCCACUGUGCUUCUUCAGUUCGGCGCAAACGUUGACAGGCCUUUACCGCGCACGGAUCACACGUAUCUCCUCAUUAAGGCUGUCUGCGAGGGGCUUGAAGACAUGGUCAGACUGCUCCUGAAGAAAGGUGCCGAUGUCCACGUACGGCACAGUAACGGCAUGUCGCCACUCGCUUACGCCAUUCUCAACGGCAAUUAUGGUAUCGCGACUUAUCUUGUGAACUGGGGAGCAGGUCUAGAAAGGCCAGCGAACCAAUUGAUUCCAACUCCCCUUCAAAUUGCAGCCUGGAAUGGCGAUCAGCAUAUGGUCGAACUGCUCCUCGAGAGAAAUGCCGAUGUGAAUGCCUGCCCUCCAAAUUUCGAGUGGAGAGAUAUCGGCCGGCAAACAGAACCCAUGAACGGACGAACCGCUUUGGUUAAUGCUAUUGGAGGUCAUUCUUCGGAGCCAUUGGCGCUUGUGAAGCUACUCAUUAGCGCCGGUGCAGACGUGAAUGAGAUGCAAGGAACCACAUCAUCAGCAUUAUACACAGCUCUUCAACUGAGAGAAGAAUCCGUGGUACGUUUUCUUCUUAAUGCCGGCGCGUCCCCCGCCGACUUUUGCGCUUUCAGCUUUGCGACCAAGACAGACAACCUUGAUCUUGUCCGUCGAGCGAUCAGCGCUGGCUUUGAUGUUAACGCGACGGGACAACACCCUGAGACUGCCCUGGAAUCCAUGUUCCAUGAUGGGAUCAUCCGAAAUCCAUCGGACAAGCAAAUCGACAUCAUCACUUGUCUAUUGGACCAUGGUGCCAAUGCGCACAACAUGAAAUUGUCCAUCGAGUUCCGGAGAAGUCAGCCAGCACUUUGUCGGCGGUUGAUUGAGCAUGGAGCGCGCAACACGGGUGCCAUCUACGAUUCGGCUGAUAGGUGUUUGGCUGAUUUAGAUGAUGGGUUCCAAAGGCGGGACGUUUCUGUCGUGCAAGAGUCUCUGAAGACCAUUUUCAUCUUGCAAUUUCUUCCCCAGCCCAUGUCCCGUCGCUGUUUUGGACAUGAAUUCCUCUUCCAAGCUGCAACAAAGGGCGAUUCCGAUAUGCUAUACGCUCUUAUCCUUGGUGGUGUCGACGCAAGUUCCGUAUGCGGGACUGCCGCCCUCGUGAGGGCUUGUAUCUGUAAAGAUUUAGCGGUCGAAGUGGAAGAAGUCGAAGCCGAAAGUUUCAGAGACGAAGACGUUAGUGGACAGGCAAGCUCCCGCAAGUCGACGGCUUACUGGGCACUGGAUGGCAGUCCCAAAACCAUCCCCUUAUUGCAUGAAGCUGGCAUCGACGUGUACGGAUCCACUUCAGAAGGACUUCCGAAAACAACCCUGCAAGAGGCAGCUGAUCGUGGUGAUGUUGAGAUGGUUGAGUGUCUCUUGCAAUUGCAGGCCGACGUCAAUGCGCUUCCAUACAAGUAUAGAGGCGUUACCGCACUCCAAGCUUCAGCAAUUAAAGGAGAUAUCGAAAUGGCUUGCGUUCUUCUAGGGGCGGGCGCUCACGUAAAUGCUGCUGGUGCAGAGUUCGAUGGUAGGACAGCGUUAGAAGGAGCUGCUGAAUGGGGCAGGCUUGACAUGGUCAAAUUACUUCUUCAGCAUGGGGCCGAUCUUACGAGCCGGACGUUCGGAGAUUUUCAGUUCAUGAAUGCUGUCAGAUAUGCUAGGAGUCGAGGUUUCAACGCUAUUGCGAGACUCAUCGAGUCGCAUCGGGAGCUUUAG